Lindgomyces ingoldianus is the source of this 879-nucleotide messenger RNA. RefSeq lists its product as uncharacterized. The record is from RefSeq and is a predicted model, not a curated record. The transcript has 3 exons. The coding region runs from base 61 to 780 and encodes 239 amino acids. Gene Ontology annotation, biological process: respiratory electron transport chain. NCBI's taxonomy places the organism in Eukaryota, Fungi, Ascomycota, Dothideomycetes, Pleosporales, Lindgomycetaceae.
CGCAUGGUCACUUCUCACGCCAAUUGUCCUCCAACCCCGCCUACAAAAGCUUCAACAACCAUGAGGGCUGUCACGAGGCUUUUUGCUGCUGUCAAGCCCAGCCAAUUCCUGGAGCCCGGUGCGCCGACGGGGCUCUGCGGUUUGCUCACCCAUCCGUCGCCGCGGUCUACACUGCUCUACCUCUAUAGCUCGACGCUGGAUAAGCUCAAGCAGCUCCCCGAAUCCUCGGUAUACCGCCAAUCUACCGAAGCUCUGACCAAGCACCGACUAUCAAUCAUCCAGUCGAUAAAGCCCGAGGGAUGGGAUAAGUGGGAAGCGAAGAUCAACGUGCACGUCUCCGACUUUCCGGAUGACUUCAAGACCAUCCAGACCUCAGGCGGAACAAUGAUAGAUGUGCCAAACAACGAGGAGGUGGACCUCAGGGCCAUUAAAUAUGAAUGGGGCGGAGAGGUUGAGAGUGCUAAUCUGGAAGGCCCUCGUUCGAUGAGGGAACGGCGGGGCCAGGCCGCUAGGACAAGCGGUGCACACAAGCAGUACAACCCGGAGAAGGUGCAUCGGGAUAUCAAGUUGGAGCCGGAACCCCCCCUUACCGCUGAACAGGUAUCUGAUCUCGAGGCCAAGAUUGGUGCCGGAUUAAUCGAAGAAGUCAUUCAGGUUGCUGAAGGUGAGCACAAGCUCGUGGAUGAGAUGGCAAAGUCAAGGGUCUGGGAAGAGCUUGUUGAGAAAGCUCCAGAGGGUCAAUGGUCAUAUUUUGAGCGUGGCACUCAUGCAUCAACCUAGAAGUCCUAAUUGCAACGUAGUAGGCGCAUGUAUAUAGCUGAGGAAGAGAUGAUUGUACUAGUUAAGAUAAAAUUCAUCACAAUCUAGUUUUUCACAUCA